Messenger RNA from Notothenia coriiceps (black rockcod), 851 nucleotides. Its product is annotated as scaffold attachment factor B2-like. The transcript is spliced from 5 exons. Gene Ontology annotation, biological process: regulation of transcription by RNA polymerase II; regulation of mRNA processing. Bases 131 to 823 code for a protein of 230 amino acids. Gene Ontology annotation, molecular function: sequence-specific DNA binding. The record is from RefSeq and is a predicted model, not a curated record. NCBI's taxonomy places the organism in Eukaryota, Metazoa, Chordata, Actinopteri, Perciformes, Nototheniidae. Gene Ontology annotation, cellular component: nucleus.
UGUAAUUGUUGUUUGAUAGAGCAUUGACAAAGCUCACACUGUUCAUAUUCUCUGUAGAACUGAGGGGAAGGACGGUCAAGUUGAGGGACAAGGAGAAGAUGGCAAAGGUCGAAACGAGAGGACUGUAAUUAUGGACAAGUCCAAAGGAGAGCCUGUCAUCAGUUUGAAAACCAAGAGCAAAGAACGAAGCUCAAAGAGUCGGGACCGCAAGUCGCCGAGUAAGGAGACGAAAGAAAUCCUGUCGUUCGACCAGAUCAAGGAGCAGAGAGAGAGGGAGCGACAGAGGCAGCGAGAGAGGGAGAUCAGAGAGGUGGAGAGACGCAGAACCGAUCGGGACCGUGACACCCGUCCGGACCGCGAGCGCGAAAGGAUCCGUCUGUUCCGAGAGAAAGAGGAGAGGAAACACUUGCUCCGGAAGAGAGACUAUCUGGAGGUUGAUAAACUCACUGAACGGUUUAACCCUCAGGUUGAGAAGCAGCGCCUGGACGCAGAGCGCAUGGAGCGUCAGUUCCUGGAGCGAGAGAGGCUUCGCAUCGAGUACGAGAGGCGGCGCGAGCAGGAGCGCAUCAUGAGGGAGAGGGACGAGCUGCGACGACAGCAGGAGCAGCUGCGCUACGAGCAGGACCGCCGCUCCCUCAAGAGACCCUACGACAUCGACAGCAGGUACAUUGUGACGGCACCAUCAUUCUUGAAGGCGUAUAUGUAUCAAAAAACAUCGUGGAGCUGCAGAGUAAUCCCAGUUUACAACAUGUCAAUGAAUGCACAAAUUAUCAAACCCUUAAAUAUCAUGAAUCAUAUGCAAUCACAGUCAACAUAUUUUUAGUUAUUUUUCCCAAUUGUUAAGCAAGGCA